AAGUUUCUCCAGAAGAAGCAGACUGACUUCUCGUCCCUAAAGAGCGACGAGCCUACUCAUGAAAUAUAAUCGCAAGUACGGGCAGAGCAGCAUAAUGACAGAAGAAAAAUACCAGCUGCCAGUCUGUUCAUCCUAAUUUAUUGAAAGCAAUGACCGAGUUCGCUUUGUACCCGUCAGCAUUUUAGCUGCCCCCGCCCAGAAGCAGCUGCCCGCACGUCCAGCCGGAAUUACGAGAACAACCCUGCAGGUUCAAAAACCCAGCAGCUGGAGCUACUUUUGCAACGACCUACUGGUUGACGAUUUUUCGCUCCACUAGCACGACAGAGAGGUGUGAGGACAAGGACUGCAAAUAAAGAACCGCCACUUCUUUUGAACAAAUCCCUCCACCCCCGCCAGAGUCGUCCAAGAUGAACAAGUACGAGGUGGUCGGCGUGGUGGGCGAGGGCGCCUACGGUGUCGUGCUGAAGUGCCAAAACAUAUCCACAGUAAAUUUCCCGUACGCGUACAAAUGCGGUCUCUGCAUGGCAAAACUUGGCGCCGAACCUAGUUUAGCACGACAAGUGCUACGCCCUAAAUUGGUAAAAUUUGUGAUGCAUCUUGUACAUGUGCGGGAAAUUUGUAUUGCAUAAAACAAGGAGACGGGGGAACUCGUCGCGAUUAAGAAGUUCAAAGAGUCCGAAGACGAUGACAUCGUGCGGAAAACGACGCUGCGGGAGGUGAAGAUGCUCCGGAUGCUGCGGCAAGAAAACAUCGUGCAGCUGAAGGAGGCGUUCAGACGAAAGGGGAAACUGUAGAAGAGUGGUUUUUUGUCAUGCAUAUUUGCUCAACAUCAAAAUGACGGGAAGUAGAGAUCAUGCUGGUCUCGAACUUUGUCAUGCUCCGGAAGAAGAUUCGUAACCGAGUCGCUUCUGCAAAAAACUAAACAGGUAUCUGGUUUUCGAGUUCGUAGACAAAAAUCUGCUGGAGGUGCUGGAAAUGUUUCCCAACGGUAUCGAGCCGGAAACCGUCACGCUGAUCGUCUGGCAACUGGUAAAGGCAAUAGAGUACUGCCACGCGCACGACGUGAUACACCGUGACAUCAAGCCGGAGAAUUUGCUCAUGAACAUGGAAGACCGGUCUUUGAAGCUGUGCGACUUCGGGUUCGCCCGAACAAUGAGCAAGACCAGUAGCAGCGAGUUAACAGAUUACGUAGCGACAAGGUACUUGUUGUUUUGUGAGCUGGAGCAGUACCGACUCUUUUGUGAUGUUCUAGGACAAACCCAAAGAUGAUGAUGCACAAGUGCGUUUAUUACCGAGACCAAGUUAUAAUUAAUUGCAGUUUCUCUUUCUCGUUGCAUCCGAAGUUUAUCAAGUUUAUUGUCAAAUGAUCAAUCGAAGGUGGUACCGCGCCCCCGAGCUGUUGCUGGGGUCGACCCGCUACGGGAAACCCGUGGACAUCUGGGCGAUCGGGUGCAUUAUGGGGGAGAUUCUCGACGGGCAGCCCUUGUUCCCCGGCGAGACAGAAAUAGACCAGUUGUUCAUCAUCCAGAAGAUGCUGGGCGCAAUUACACCGGAACAAAUGGAAAUGUUCAUGCGGAAUCCACGCUUCAUGGGAUUGAAGUUCCCGGACAUGAGCAAGCCAGAGACCCUGGAAAAGAGGUAUACUGAUUGUUGAUGUGGGGUCGUUUUUGAUGCAUAUUAAUGUACGAAAAUGCAGAGCAUCUUUUUUUGCGUAGGCCAGUUUUUGUCUAGAUGCGGUAUAUUGCUUUGCAAAUCUUACAAAUUUGGGCCUUUUGAAAUUAGGUACGUUGGCAAGAUACCAAAACGGUCCUGGAUGAACUUUAUGAAGUGCGUAUUGAAGAUGUACGCAGGAAAAAGUCUGGGUUGGAAGUCAUCAAAGUGCAAACGCGUGUCGUGUCAGUAGCUCUGUGCAUAACAAAGGAGGCUUUUUCAGAUGUGGCUUAUCCAUUCCAGCAUGACAAAGGUGGUUUUUCUUUUUUCGACAGAUUGUGUUUGUGCAUCAGUUUGAACUCCAACUCGGAAUUUUUCUGAUCCAUAGUGUGGAGCCAAGGGACCGACUCGACGGGGCACAGGCGGUUGCGCACCCAAUGUAAAAAAUAGUCGGUGCUGUUUCAUCUCAGCAGAAUUUGUUUAGCCACUGUACAUAAGUGCGAUUCUUACAGCUUCUGUCUGAUAGCGAAAGAAAUUUGCAUGGCAACAGUCUUUUCUCACAACAGGUUCGACGAACUGCGACCGAAAUCUUCCAAGAUGACGGUAAUGGACUCGCCAGAAAGAGAACGAACAAAAACAACAUCGGGCUCGAAAAAGAAGUUUCAGUUUCAGGAGCCGGGAAUGGCGGCAACCAGCAGUGGCUUCUAUCCGCAAGGCAACGCGGCCUCGCAUGUACUGUGUUUUCUUGUGCUUUGCUUUGGUCUGUCACGCGGGAGCUGUACAUUUACUUUUACAGGGAAGAUUUCGUCGUACCGGUUUUGGUAGCGAUAUAGGAAGAAGAACAAGCCGCGAGCAUAACAAGCCUCGAUUUUUGGACGAAUCAAAAAUAAUUGUGCAAAUGAAAUGCCGCAGGGCCACGCCGCGCACAAGGCCGGCGGUGCAAAGGGAAGCGACGCAUACUACGGACGAGAAGCCUUUGAAGUCCCAUACAGCAGGAGUAACCCAAGCACGAGCCACGGCCAUGGCAACGCCCAGAAGUUCGACGGAAGUACUAAAAAUUUGCAGAAUGCUGGUGAUGCUGCGACAAGUUUGUCUUGCAUGAUUGACACGUAUGAUUUCGUUGCAUUUUGUCAACGUGCAGAAGAUGAUGAUGAAAGUUCCCGAAAAAUUUUCCUCAAACACUCCACCCAAAAAACAGCUCCUUUCGAAUACCCCUACGGCGGCAGCAACACGGAGGAUUUCGACGGGGGCACCGGCGGUGGGCCGAUGUUCCCGACCGAGCCGCCCUUCCCCUACGGCACCGGGAACCCCGCAGCACAGCACGACGCGAACGCGAAUACCGGCGGCGGCCCGGGGGCGCACGUUGAAACGAGCAGUUCGAUGCCGCUGAAGCCCUCGGGGCACCAGCCGAUGCACCCACCGAACAUUGUGCAUCAGCAGAUGAGCUCGACCAGCCGCGCCGGGCAAAACGCCUUCGGCCUGCAGAGCAGCAACGCCGACAGCGGCGUUCCGGGGGUGGGCACCGGGUCCAGCGGCCCCUCGCAGUCGCAAACCCAGACCGUCUUGCGGAAAUCGAAAAACCCGAAGAAAUCGUCGCGAAGAACCACCAAUCUGAUGGCGGACACCGACAACCUGAUGGACAACGACGGCCACGGCGGCGCCCAGCCGUCCUCCAGUUCUAGUCGCGGGAGCAAAUCGAAGAAGAUUUCGAAUCUCUCCAACGCGAAUUCACAUCUGCGGUCAACCAGGAACCACGAUUUCGGGAACAUAAACAGCAACUCGAACAGCAACCAUCCGAACUCCCAUCUCUCCGCUAUGAACGUGCAGUCCAGCAACAAGUCGGCCGCGCACUACUUGCAGAAGGAGCAGAUGCUCAUGCGCGGGGACCCGAAUCUGAACAGCAACAAUUUCGGGCACCACGAUUUGGGCAACCACAACCUGGACUCCAAUCCCAACUCCUACCCGCUGCCCUACCGAGUAUGCAUUGCAUCAAAAGAAUCGCACAUCUAGGAGGGGUUGCAUAGCAAGUUCGUUUCUCAACUUAUGAGAAGUUGCAUUAUGCUGGAUGAGGUUGAGGAAAGAUAAAGAAACGAUGUCUGUCAUGCCGUGUCUGCAAUAAUUUCUUGGACGCGUGCGUCGAUUUUUUUGCAGUUGAUACCGAGACAGCAGUAGCAAUCCGGGCAACCGGGUCCUGCCCCACAUCGACCAGCAUGGGCGAAACCGGAUUGGGGGAAACCAUCCCGGCAUGCUGGGACAAGAAUCGGGGAACAGCGGAAACGAUUGGGAUGAUCACUGGUCGAAUUUGCAGGCAAAUCAGCCACUCUACUCCCUGCCGCCAAGCCUAUCCUUUGUAAAAAUGUCCCCACGACGACUUUGUAAUCAAGAUGAUGGCAACCAAAAGUCAAUAGAAAAAUAGAUUUUUUGCCCCACACAAAUCCAGAAAAAUUUACGCGCCCCGCAUGACAAAUUUGGACACCUAUUGUAAGUAGCCGUGUUUGGAUAUAUUUUUCCUGAUUAGUGCAUGACAAAUUGCAGAACUCCACUAGUAGAAAGUGCUUCUCUUGGAACUGCGCACGCGAAAGUUUUUAGGUAUUCACUUUUGCAUGACGCCGAACUCUGGGAUGGGGACUCAUUUACACACGAUAAACCCGGGAUCUGAACCACGCCAUUCUGUCCAGCCGGGACGGCGUCACCAGUCGGGAUGGACGUAUAGAUUUAUUUUGUCAUGCAGGCGAGCAUGAAAUUGAUUCAAGUUUAAGUUUAACCCAUACGUCGCGAGCAAAUCUUGAUGUCAUGUGCGUAUAAAGAAGUGACACAAACAAAAUUUCAGUUGGCGGCGGGCACUACAGUCACAGCAGGGACGGGUACGGUUUGCGCGGUAGACCCUUGAGUCGGGAAAUUUUGUCCCACCGACGACCAAGUCGGGACGAGGAUCGGUGGGCGACGAGCGACCACUUUUUCGCUCCCCCGAUCUAGGGACUGGGAACAGUAAACAUGUCUGCUCGAUGGAUUUUCUACUUCGAGGAGCAUUUGGUGAAAGCAACCCAAUAUUAUCCAAAUUUUCGUUUUCGUUUACGCAACAAUCCAAUACUUAUCCAAAAGCAAAGUAGUAGGUUUCGAGGACUCUAAGCUAGUACCAGCAGGUUUCGAGGUUUCGCAUUGAUUUACGCUCAGUUAGAACUCCUAGAACUUUUGCCGGUGAGAAGACACUUAUUCUUCCGGCCUUGACCGGCUUGUACCAAGAAUUCAUCUAAAGAUAGAGCCGAAAUUCAUCUAGCACUACUCCGCGCGGGGCCGGCCACCCCGCGCAAAAAGAGGAGCAGCGGGAGGCAGAUUGGCAGUCUGAUGAUUACGUAGAUUGAUAUCUUCGAGAUUGCUGCGCCUCUCCGCUUGCUUCUCGCCAGAACUAGCAAUCCCAGCAAUUCUUUUACCUGUAAUUUUCAAAAAUACGUUUCCGCUAGAUCGCUCAGCUUUCCUCACUUUGUCAAAGCAAAGUUGUUUACAAUUGGUGAUAAGUUGACAAAAUCCUAGAAUUCGUGACUAAGUUGUUUCCCAGUAUGUAGAAAGACGCGUGUAGCUGUCGGGAGAAGAAAAACGUGGAGCGGGAUAAGCAUCGGGAAAAAAAAACAGGAGCAGCACGCCUACAAAUAAUGCUUUUGUAAUGAAAAUAGAAAUCCCCCGAACUGUAUUUCUAUCGCUGUUUGCUGGAUGAACUUUCUACAAACCAAUUUUCCGAUAGCUACCUCUUGCUUCUACAAAGUGCUUACGGGGGCGGCGACUUCUGAGCAGCAGAAUGCAUUGUGGUCGUCUGCCGCCGUCUGAACUGUAAAAGGACUACUUCUAUUUCAAGCUUUGAUAUCCCUUGUUUCCCUUCCAGAAUGACCACUCUGAAGAGCAAGAAUGUGAAUUGAUUCUACCCUUGUACGAAAACUCUGCCGGUCGAGCAGAACUGGAACUGAAAAGAAAAGUCGCGACUUGAUGAAACUCGACAAGAU
Amoebophrya sp. A120 is the source of this 5645-nucleotide messenger RNA. The record is from the annotation of a GenBank genome assembly. NCBI's taxonomy places the organism in Eukaryota, Dinophyceae, Syndiniales, Amoebophryaceae.